AUGGCCUUCACCGAAGUUGACCAGUUGGCCGUCAAUACCAUCCGUGUUCUCGCGGUUGAUGGCACAGCCAAAGCUAACUCCGGUCACCCUGGAGCUCCUAUGGGUUUGGCUCCUACCGCCCACGUCCUCUUCCACAAGUUCAUGAACUUCAACCCUAAGAACCCUAAGUGGGCUAACCGGGAUCGAUUCGUUCUCUCAAACGGUCACGGAUGUAUGCUCCAAUAUGCUCUUCUCCACCUCUUCGGAUAUGAUCUCAGCAUCGACGACCUCAAGAACUUCCGUCAACUCGACAGCAAGACCCCUGGUCACCCUGAAGCCCACGACACCCCCGGUGUUGAGGUCACAACCGGCCCUCUCGGUCAGGGUUUCUCCAACGCUGUUGGUCUCGCCAUUGCCCAAGCUCACAGUGCCGCCGUCUUCAACAAGCCCGGUUAUACUCUCUUCGACAACUACACAUAUACCAUCUUCGGUGAUGGUUGUGCUAUGGAGGGUGUUGCUAGCGAAGCUGCCAGUACUGCCGGUCACUUGAAGCUCGGUAACCUCAUUGCUCUCUACGAUGACAACCAUAUUUCCAUUGACGGUGACACCAAGUGUGCUUUCACUGAAGAUGUCUUGAAGCGCUUCGAAGCCUACGGCUGGCACACCCUUGAGGUCAAGGAUGGUGACCACGAUCUUCAAGGAAUAGAGGAGGCCAUUCGCAAGGCUCAACAGGUCAAGGACAAGCCUUCCGUUAUCAAGAUUACCACCACCAUUGGUUUCGGUUCCAAGCUCCAGGGUACCGGUGGUGUCCACGGUAACCCCCUCAAGGCCGAUGACGCAGAGAAUGUCAAGAAGGCUUUCGGAUUCGACCCCUCUCAGAGCUUCGUCGUCCCCCAGCAAGUCUAUGACCUGUACGGAAAGACUGCUGCCGCAGGUGCUGCCAAGGAACAAGAAUGGAACAACCUCCUCCAGAAGUACGCAAGCGAAUACAAGUCUGAGCACGCCGAUUUGACCAGACGCCUCGCUGGAAAGCUUCCCGAGGGCUGGGAAAAGAACCUCCCCACCUACAAGUCCACCGAUGCUGCCAUUGCAUCUCGUAAAUUGUCCGAGACUGUCUUGGAGAAAAUUUACGCCGCUGUUCCUGAGCUCCUCUCUGGUUCCGCUGAUUUGACUUCAUCCAACAACACCCGCUGGAAGGCCGCCGUCGACUUCCAGCCCCCGGAGUACGGUAUUGGUGACUGGAGUGGUCGUUACCUCCGCUACGGUGUCCGUGAGCACGCUAUGGGUGCCAUCAUGAACGGUCUCGCAGCUUAUGGUACCGUCAUCCCUGCUGGUGGUACUUUCUUCAACUUCGUUUCCUACGCUGCCGGUGCCGUCCGUCUUUCGGCUCUGUCACAGGUCCGCGUCAUCUGGAUCGCCACUCACGACUCCAUUGGUCUUGGUGAGGAUGGUCCCACCCACCAGCCUAUUGAGACUCUUGCACACUUCCGUGCCCUGCCUAACCUCAUGGUCUGGCGUCCCGCUGAUGGCAACGAGACCAGCGCCGCCUACUACUCCGCCCUUACCUCCAAGCACACUCCUAGCAUCUUCGCUCUCACCCGUCAGAACCUUCCUCAACUCCAGAACUCGUCCAUUGAGAACGCUCUCAAGGGUGGUUACGUUGCUGUUGAUGCUCCUGAUGCCGCCGUUAUCAUUGUGUCCACUGGCUCUGAGGUCGGCAUUGCCAUUGAUGCUGCUCAGUACUUGAAGGACAAGCACGGCGUUUCUGCCCGUGUUGUAUCCAUUCCUUGCUUUGAAGUCUUUGACACUCAGUCCAAGGAGUAUCGUCUCUCUGUUCUUCCUGACGGUAUCCCCAUCCUGUCCGUCGAGGCUGCUUCUACUCUUGGUUGGGAGCGCUACUCUCACGAGCAGUUCGGUAUCAACCGCUUCGGUGCCUCUGGCCCAUACAAGAAGGUUUACGAGAAAUUCGAAAUCACUCCGGAGGGUAUCAGCAAGCGUGCCCUUGCCACCAUUGACUUUUACAAGGGUGUCAAGCCCCGCUCACCCAUUAACCGUGCUUUCCAACAACUUAUCUAA
Molecule: messenger RNA, 2055 nt
Organism: Talaromyces stipitatus ATCC 10500
Lineage: Eukaryota; Fungi; Ascomycota; Eurotiomycetes; Eurotiales; Trichocomaceae
Product: transketolase TktA
Exons: 7
Coding region: 1-2055 (684 amino acids)
Biological process (GO): pentose-phosphate shunt
Cellular component (GO): cytosol
Molecular function (GO): transketolase activity
Source: RefSeq, a predicted model, not a curated record